GAGAUUCACAACAACAAGCUCAUCAGAUUUAAAGGACGAAAACCCUCCUCGUGGACUUGUUGAGCAACAGGCAUUGGCUGUUACCUGGACUCCUCCAAUAAACCCAUGGCAGUGUUAAAGCUGUUCUUAAAGGCUGGUCUGCUCCUUCAGUUUGCACUGCAGCUGUUGGAUGGAGCUGAACCUCAGAACCUAAACUGUCCUGCAUAUUGUAGUGUUCCUGGCACUCCCGGACACAAUGGUCUGCCUGGGAGAGAUGGGAGAGAUGGAGCGAUCGGACCCAAAGGAGAGAAGGGAGAGCCAGGAGUGAGUGUUCAGGGACCACCAGGUAAAGCGGGACCACCUGGGACAGCUGGAGAAAAGGGGGAAAGGGGACCUUCAGGUCCACAAGGCUCUCCUGGACGUGAACUCUUAUCUGACACCCUAAAAUCUGAGAUGCAGCAACUUAAUGCCAAGAUUGCUAUGAUUGAGAAAGUUGUGAGUUUUAAUACAUUCAGAAAGGUCGGACAGAAAUACUACAUCACUGAUGGUGUUGAGGCAACUUUUGAUGCAGGGAUGAAGUACUGUAAAGAUGUUGGUGGUACAAUAGUUUUGCCAAGAACUGCUUUUGAAAAUCAGGUAUUAUUGAAAGUAUCAGUAUCCAGUGGUUUAGGUAGUAAGAAGCCAUAUAUAAGAACUACAGACAGAGAAACAGAGGGACGGUUUAUGGACACUGAGGGGAACCAAUUGACUUUUACUAACUGGCAUCCUGGUCAGCCUGAUGAUUAUAAGGGGGUGCAAGACUGUGGAACAAUAACAGACUCUGGCCUUUGGGAUGAUGUUGGUUGUAAUGGUCAACAUCCCAUCAUAUGUGAAAUAGAAAUCAGAUAGUAUGUAUAAGAUAUAUUGAUGUAUACACAUCUAUAAUAUUAAUAUGCUAUUAACAGCACACACAGUAUUCACAUUAUAAAUCACACUGUCAAAUAUAUCCUUUUAAAAAAUUAUAUUACAGUGCAUAAAAUAUACACAAAUAAUUGCCCUAAGGUUUUUUUUUUUUUUUUUUUACAAAUUAAUAAAUGCAUUAUUACGAUUAUAUGUCAUGAAUCAAAGUGUCUCUUUUAUUUCAUCUUACAUUAAUUGUAUAACUAGCCAAUUUUAAAUGAAAAACUGAAACUAAACUUUUUUUUUUUUUUUUACUUUUUCUGAAAUAACUGUAGUUAUCCUUUGACUUCUGAAUGGAAUAAACAAACCCAUAUCUUCACUCGUAACUCUCCUUACAAAAUUAAUCAUUAAAAUUUUGACAAACAUUGGAUGUUGUUUUUGUUUUGUUUAAACUUUCUCAUGCAUCAGUUACUUAACUGUGGUAUACCACGUAGAUGCUGCAUUAUUAAUUACCAGUGUUACUAACUAUAAAAUUACAUGUAAAGUCCAAUACAGUUUUUCACCGUAUAGGGGAAUUUACCGUAAACCAUUUAAUAGGUUUUUACAGUGUUUCGCCAUUAAAUUCACAGUCAUUUUUACAGUGUAGAUACAGUAAUAAUGUUACGUUUUGCAGUUACCUGUAGUUUAACAGCAGAUGGCGUUGUUAAAGCAAUCAAAUCUGUGCUGCGGCGUUCGUAAUGGAGUUUAUGCUGCUAGCUGCAGCUCAAAGUAGUUGUCCAGUGUAUGCUGGGGUGCCGGUAACUGCUGGAGAGAUGGAUAGAGAUGGAUGAGACAGGUUUCCUGGACCAAAAGGAGAAAAAGGAGAUCCAGGUCUGUGCUUUUAGUUGUGGGUGUGUUAAGUCAUAAAGUUUGAUGUGGCUGUAGAACAUAAUACUGAAAGAUAAGAUGACUGCAGAUGAGAGAAAUGAGAUUUCAUCAUCAACACCAGUUGGGAAAAUAGGACCACCUGGUGUUGAUAGCCCCUCAAGGACACCAAGGGGAUCCAGGUCCAAUAGGUUAAAUUAAAUCACAGUGAAUUAUUAUUUAUAAAAAUGUGUUAUUAUAAUUAUUAAACAGAAAAACAAGAUUAAUUUCAAACUUUUAUAUGUUAAAAAAAAAAUUUAUUCAAGCAAGGUGUCUAGAAAAAAAAGUAAUACGAUAAAUGAAUAGUGAAGUUCUAGACUGCGAUCAAGUAUUGUCUUUUAACCAUAUCUCAAUUGAGUUUAUACAUUAAUUGCAUAAGGUUCAAGAAAAAUAUAGUUCUUGGCAUUUUCUUCAGAUUUUUCUUCUGAUGCUUGUGAUUUUCACUCUGCUAUGCAUUUGGCACUGGUGUUCAAAGUGCUUUAGUAAUACACCUUCAAUCAGAUGUCAGAAACCUAACAGACAGACUCACAGUAAUUGAGAAAGGUACUAUUCUCCUACAUAAACAAUGACUGCACUAUGCAUGUUUUGUUAAUAUGUGUAAGAAUAUUUAUAUAUUUAAGAUAAUGCUUUUUAAAAUAAAAAAUAAAAUGUUUAGGCCUAUUUCUCAGGAAAGUGGGGCAGAAAUAUUAUGUGUCUGAUGGGCUGGUGGGAAAUUUUGAAAAGCCACAGAAGUUCUGCCCUGACACUGGGGCUAAAAUUGUCCUGCCAAGAAGUGAAGAGGAGAAAAAAGUGCUAACUUCAAUGCAAGUUGCCCUUGAGUCUACUAACGUAUAUGUGCAACAGACAGAAAGAAUGAAGGGCUUUUUGUAGAUAUUAGUGACCAACCAUUAACUUUCACCAACUAGAAAGAAAAAGAGUGAAAUGAUUAUAAUGGAGUAGAGGACUGUAUAAUUAUAAAAGUGGUGUGUGGAAUGACAUUGACUGUAAUUCAGAGUGGCAUGUGGUGUGUGAACUGUGAAACAGAUUAUGAAUGAAACUAAUGUUUGCAUGAAGAAGGAAUAAAGUAAAUAUUUAAAUGGAUUGCAUCAAAGUUUCCUUUCAUACAAAAGGUAUACAGUUCAGCAAUGGUUUAAAGUAAAAAAAAAAAAAAAAAAAACAUUAAUUGACUGGAGUCCUGUGGAUGUAGAUACUUGUGGAUUAUUUUGAUGCUGAGCAAAUGAUAUAAUGAUGUGUAAAUUCUCAACAAACAUUCAUUUUUGGGUGAUCAUACAAUGUUCCCACAGAUAGUUAAAUGGGUUAGUAAAGAAAAGUUUAUUUCAGUUCAGGAGCUCAAACAUUUGAUGUCCUUGCAUUCUUUCAGUUGUUCAAACAGUUAAUUUGCAUUAGACAAACUCUGCACCUAUCAAAAAAGUGACCUUUCAUAUGUAAUAAAGUUGACUGAGCUAAAUUAUUAGGUGAUGAAUCAAAGUAUGUGUUUUUCAUUGCAAAAAA
This is a messenger RNA of Carassius auratus (goldfish), 3252 nucleotides long. Its product is annotated as mannose-binding protein C-like. The coding region runs from base 106 to 867 and encodes 253 amino acids. The record is from RefSeq and is a predicted model, not a curated record. NCBI's taxonomy places the organism in Eukaryota, Metazoa, Chordata, Actinopteri, Cypriniformes, Cyprinidae. The transcript has 4 exons. Gene Ontology annotation, cellular component: multivesicular body.